CACUCACCUUCAUAUUACCACCCAGCACGUGGCGGUCACCAAGGCGCUGAAUCCGAGGCAGUAUCUCACCCGCUCUCGCUAGGAAAGGACGUAGUGCCAGCUCUCCUGUUAGUCAGUCUUCCUUGAGGUCAUCCAACACUCCAUCAUGAGCUCCCUGAUCAACAAUCUCAUCGUGCCCGGCCACAACGGGAACAACCUCGAUUCCUCCAAUGGCACGAUGAUCCAGGUGGCGGCCCGCGAGAGGGACAACGCCGUCAGGAAGCACUUCGUUGGCUAUAGGAUGAAGUGGGCACCGAGUCUAACCGGCAGGGAGCGCAGUGUGUUGCGGCCCCUGGCUUCUGGGGGAGGAAGCAUGUGUCUGGAGCUUACCGUGACGGGAGAAGAGACACCGUACUCGUUUGAGAUCAUCGAAGAGAGCGCCCGCUACCUGCUGGCCAAGACCCGCCACAGGCCCAAGAUCGGCGUCAUCUGCGGAUCAGGCCUUGGAGGGUUGGCGGAGCAGCUGGAGGAGAGCGAUGAGUUCCCCUACGAGACGAUCCCCAACUUCCCUGUGUCGACGGUGGUGGGGCACGCCGGACGGAUGGUGAUCGGCCUGCUGAGCGGCGUCCCCGUCCUCUGCAUGCAAGGUCGCUUCCACUCCUAUGAAGGGUACCCGCUCUGGAAGUGUGCCAUGCCCGUGCGCGUCAUGAAGGUGAUGGGCGUGGAGCAGCUCCUGGUGACCAACGCGGCGGGCGGCCUCAACGCGGACUACAACGUCGGGGACAUCAUGAUCAUCAAGGACCACAUCAACAUGCAGGGCUUCGCGGGAGACUCACCACUGCGCGGGAAGAACGACGAGCGCUUCGGACCUCGCUUCCCUGCCAUGAACAACGCCUAUGACCGAGCCCUGAGGCGGCGCGCGGGGCAGAUCGCGGUGGAGAUGGGUCUUGAGGGCGUGGUGCGCGAGGGGGUGUACGUGAUGCUCGGGGGCCCCACCUACGAGACUGUGGCCGAGCUGAACCUGCUGAGGAUCCUUGGUGUGGACGCCGUGGGAAUGAGCACCGUGCCUGAGGUGGUGGUGGCGAGGCACUGCGGCAUGAGGGUGUUCGCCUUCUCCCUCAUCACCAACAAGUGCAUCACCGAAUACGACACUGAAGCAGAGGCCAACCACGAAGAGGUAAUCGAGGUCGCCAACAAGAGGAAGACGGACCUGCAGGAGUUGGCUCGUCGAGUGAUUAUAGGAAUGUCUGGGAGUGACGAGGAGGCCAAUGAGAAGACAUCCACCAAAGACACCACAGACGCUGCCCAAUGAAGCCACCUCUCAGUGAAUAGUCUUUCCCACGUUGCCUUUCCCCGCACUCUGCCGAUGACCUGAUGGCUGGAUGAACGGACGAACCUCUGUGUGCCUCAUGGUAAAGUUGCUGAAGUAGGGAGUUGGGUAAUUAUUGGGAUUAGGUCCACCCCUGAGUUUCCAAUGUUAUCUGAUCUUGCCUGGUAUAGUAACAUUCCCCUGAAAUAAAGUAACCAUACCUUACCCCCAAAACAGUCCAACUUCGUCAAAUUGAAUAACCUGACCCCAUAAAGUAUAGUAACAAUGAUCCCAUGAACUAAAGUGACCUAGCCUUACCCCCAAAAAUAGUUCAACCCUGUCAAAUUAAAUAACCUUACCCCAUAAAGUUAAAGAAACUUAACCUUAUGAUAUGGUGACCUUACUUCACCCACAAAUGUAGUAACAUGACCCCACAAAAUAGUGACCCUACCUCACCUCCCUAAAACAGUUCAGCUUCAUCAAAUUAAGUAACCUGACCCCAUUACGUAAAGAAGCAUAUCUCCACCUAGUGAAAUGACCCCAAGAAAUAAAUUAACCUGACCCCUAUUAGAUAAAGUGACCUUACAUCACUCCCCAAAGUAAUACAUCCUCAUCAACUCAACCCAUGAAGUGAAGCAACCUAACUCCAAGUAAUGUGAAUUGACCCCACCAAAGUAACCAACCCAAUCGAGUUAAGUUUCCUGACCCCACUUACAGACAGCACAGCAAACAUAAAAACAUGACCCAACCAAAUAAAGUCUUCCAACAAUCUAGUAAAGUAAAAUAACAGCAAAAGAUUACAUUACCCAAUCCCACCAAACAGUUAAGGUAUAAUUUUCUUGAAUUCAGCGGCUCACCUGAUCACAAUAGUAGCUGUUAGUUGCGUGUACGUAUGUAGGUAGUGUCUCUGUUACGACCUCUGUAUACGUUGUCCCUGUGUUGUAGUGCCUUAAAUGUUUAUCAAAUUUGCAAAUAGACAACAUAGUACUUGGUGUUGUAUUGGCUAAGUAGUUUCCUAAGUGAAUUUUGUAAAACUGACAGAAUAAUUUAUAUGUAUCCUAAUUAGACCUAUUUUUCAGUAGUAAUAGUUUAUAUUUGUAAUUUUAUCACUAGUUUGGUAACAUGUAGUGGUAAUGAUGCAUAGCAACAGUAAAAGUAGCAACAUUAGAAUAAUCACAGCCUGGAAUCCACCAAACAUCACUGCAUUCUCAGGCUCUGUGCUUCCAAAGAGUGGUUUCUCCUGGUGUGUCUACUGUUACCCAGUAUUGAGUGUGCCAUGAAAUUCCAUUCAUGUCAGGUAAAGUAAACCGGUAUCAGUGCCCUAAAGGGAUAUCUGUUAGUAGAAUUAGGUGGCAUUGGGCUCUGAAAAAAUAAUAGUGAUCUGUAGGCAUUUUCUUGUCACUGUUUCCAAUCUAGUUCAUUUUUGGACAACUUGCCUUAAUUUUAGAAUAUGAUCAUAUUAACCUGAAACCUUUGGAAACCUUGAAAAUGGAAAAAGUCACUAAUUCCAAAACUGCUUUUUACCACAUGUAACAUGAUCAAUAGUUUAUUCUACUACUUAUUGGUCAUGUUACUUUUUAAAAUGUGCCUUUAACUUACAUUAUAUGCAAGAUAAUACAAUAAGCAACAAUUAGUUUUUUUAUAGAAUUCAGUCUCUGAUGUAUCAGUGUCUGAUAUUUUAUUUUAAUUUAAUCUUUGAGGUGCUAUAUCUGAUGGGACCAGUUUCUGAAAGAUCCUAACUACUAGCUUAAGAUUGUUUUAUCAGAAGAAACAAGUGAUAAGUGCAUGACUUGUUAAGUAAUUUUAGGGAUUAUUAAUUAAAUGUGCCAAGGUGCUUGUUGGACUGCAGUAUUUGCUCUGCAGUGAUGUGCUGGACAACUGGGUGAAGUGUCAGCAGUGUUGAUAUUUUAGUACAAUAGAUGAAAAUGCCAUUGUUAAAACUAUUUCACAGUAUUAUUAUGGAGUGCUAGAUUGUGUGCUGUGUGUUUAAAAUGUUGUGUGUUUGGUGUGCCAGUGAUUUACCAUCAUGUGUGUUCAUGGUGAUCAGUGCAUGUGUGUAGUGGUGUGAAUGUGGAAAAAGUUUUAUAUGUUCAUUGUCUUGGACAAACGGCACCUAAUAUACUACGAGUUAAUGUUGAAUUUGUAAAGAUGGUGUGAUUGUAAAUGUUGAAGAGAACCGAGUGUUCCUGUUGUAAGUUGACAUUGAUUGAUGAGUGGUGAAUGUAUGAUGUGUUGAAAGACUGCAUUAUUAUUCAUUUAAUAAGACAUUAACUUAAAAAUACAAGCAAGGUGAAUGUUGAAUGACCAAUAUUCAAUGAAGUCUGCACAAUAAUAGUCUGUAAGACGUACAUUCGUACAAUCUUUUGGUCACCUCGACAGUCUGCCGUUAUACAUGUAUUCAUUUCCGUUUGUCAGACAUCACAUAAAUUAGAUGACCAAAUAACCUUCAUUGUUCCAAGCUUAUCUCAUUAAUCUAUAGUGGUAUACAUACCAUAAGGCCUUCAAAAAUCAUAAGCUUAUAUGAUUCAGCUCAGAAUGUCCUAACUAUUGCUACUUUAUGAUUUUGAAAUAUAUGAAUGAUACUGAAAAAAAUGUUAUCAGCAUCCUCCUCCUCUUUUUAAUCAGUAUGAAAGGUUCCUUGAAUUUCAACAGAAAAAAAAAAAAAAGUGAAUGAAAAAAAGGACAAUACUGCCACAAAGGAUCUCUGUAUCUCAUUUUCAGCCUCUACUACUCUGUCUUUUAUUUCUCUCUCUUACAACCAUCCAUGUAUAUUAUAUUGAAGAGCUGUGGUGACAUCACACAGCCCUGCUCAGCUCCUUUUCUCGUGCAUCUUGGUAAAAAGACAAUCCCUUCAAACUAAGCCCUUGCCACACACUCUGCUAUAUGCUAUUUAUCACAAAAAAAAAGUGAAGGAUAUAAAGGUAAACAUUUUCCAUCAUUAUAUUUUUCACUAGCUUGCAGUUCCAAAAUGGAUUGCCAAAAUUAUAAGUACAGUAUAUAUAAUAUACAUAAACAAGUGAAAAUUAUUAAAAUCCAUUUGCCAUAGAAAAGUGCAGUAAAGAUUGAUUAGGCUCAUCACAGAUGUAUUUCACUUUACAAAUAUCUUAAUCAAUGUGGUUUGCAUAGUUGCAGAAGAUUUAAUCUAACUCUUGACAACAAACACUGAGCUUCAGGCCAUCACUCUAGAAUGUCUGGGCUGGAAACAGUAACCAAGGGGCAUACAUUUAUUAGUUCACAGACACUUAGUUAUUACCUAAUUCUCUCUCUCUCUCUCUCUCUCUCUCUCUCUCUCUCUCUCUCUCUCUCUCUCUCUCUCUCUCUCUCUCUCUCUCUCUCUCUCUCUCUCU
This is a messenger RNA of Eriocheir sinensis (Chinese mitten crab), 4635 nucleotides long. Its product is annotated as purine nucleoside phosphorylase-like. Gene Ontology annotation, cellular component: cytoplasm. Lineage: Eukaryota; Metazoa; Arthropoda; Malacostraca; Decapoda; Varunidae. The record is from RefSeq and is a predicted model, not a curated record. Gene Ontology annotation, biological process: nucleoside metabolic process. Bases 146 to 1291 code for a protein of 381 amino acids. Gene Ontology annotation, molecular function: purine-nucleoside phosphorylase activity. The transcript is spliced from 9 exons.